CUUUGUUACAUACGACACGUGAAAGAGAUUGAAAAUCGAAGAGAAGGGAUUUCAUUCCAAAAUUCCAAUUAGAACUGGUGUCCCCAAAUGCAGGUUUCGAAUUUGAUAUUAACCUACCAUUGCUACCACCACCAGCAUCGCAUCUCCUCUUCUCUCUUCCUCCUCAGAUCCAUGGUCACCGCCACCAGCAGCAGUAGCAGUAGCAGCGUCGCUGCUACCUCUACCGGCGGUGGUGCUUUCACGACGAUUGCAGAGAGAGUCAGUUUGGAACGUGAUAUUAAGAAAAGUAAAUUCAUCGCUAUUGCCGGCCACAUCCCCGACGAGCGCUCAGCCCAGUCUUUCCUUUCCGAGGUUCAAGAUCCACGUGCAACUCAUAAUUGCUGGGCUUAUAAGGUUGGAAAUCAGUAUAGAAGUAACGAUGAUGGUGAACCAUCUGGUACAGCUGGCAAACCAAUUCAUUCUGCAAUUGAAAAUUCUGGAUUAGAUCGAAUAAUGGUUGUUGUCAUUAGGCACUUUGGAGGGAUCAAAUUAGGAACUGGAGGUUUAGUUAGGGCCUAUGGUGGAGUAGCAACAGAAUGCUUGAAAAAUGCUCCUACACGACUUAUAAAAUCUCAAGUUCGUAUGGGUGUUGAGGUUAGUUUUGACCUUUUGGGGGUUGUUUACCAUCAGCUUCAGGCAUUUAAAGCUGAAGAAAUUAAGCAAGAUUAUGAUACUGGAAAAGAUGGAAUAACAAUGGUGACAUUUAAAAUUAGUUUUGAUCAGGCUGAAGCAUUAGAGGAAGCAUUAAAAACCAAUUGCAGUAGAAACCUUGUAUUUUACAAGCAUUGAUGAAUGGUCUCUGUGGUUUGUAAAGGACGAUUUUACCUUCACAUGCCUUGCACAUGUUGUGAAUUAACUUAACGUAUGAAAAUGA
Messenger RNA from Lactuca virosa, 913 nucleotides. The record is from the annotation of a GenBank genome assembly. Lineage: Eukaryota; Viridiplantae; Streptophyta; Magnoliopsida; Asterales; Asteraceae.